Engraulis encrasicolus (European anchovy) is the source of this 410-nucleotide messenger RNA. Its product is annotated as CLK4-associating serine/arginine rich protein-like. The annotation marks the transcript as partial. The transcript is spliced from 4 exons. NCBI's taxonomy places the organism in Eukaryota, Metazoa, Chordata, Actinopteri, Clupeiformes, Engraulidae. The record is from RefSeq and is a predicted model, not a curated record.
CAUUGGCAAAAGAUUCCACUGGGUGAUUGCAGUAACACAAAUCAAUGUUAGCGUGAGAGCCUACAUUCACCAGUUAGAAGGCGUUGUGUGCCCCCCCCCAGCGGCGCCAUCAUGUGGCAGGAGGCCCGACGGCACGAGCGCAAGCUGCGCGGGAUGAUGGUGGACUACAAGCGGCGAGGGGAGCGACGGAGAGAGUAUUACGAGAAGAUUAAAAAAGACCCUGCCCAGUUUCUUCAGGUGCAUGGAAGAGCCUACAAGAUCAGUCUGGAUCCGGCAGUGGCGUUGGCGGCUGAGAGCCCCAUCAACAUGAUGCCUUGGCAGGGUGAUGUCAACAACAUGAUUGACAGGUUUGAUGUGCGGGCACACUUGGACUACAUCCCCACCUACACACCCCCGCUGCUCAACACCAC